AUGGCGACCACCUCUGUUCCAGCCCCUGGUGUCCAGGAUUACGACCUAAUGCAGCCUGGAAUGUCUCGAUUGAACUUAAAUAGUUUAAAUCCAAGUGGAAUCAAUUUGGCUCGAGAAUAUGAGCAGUUGAAGGUCGAAUAUGAUACAAUUAUGGAAAAACUAAACCAAACAAUGAAUAGUAUCAAGACGUUUUGGAGUCCCGAGCUUAAAAGAGAGCGUCAGAUGCGUCGUGACGAAGCUAAUCGGAUUGCUCAUUUGGAGAGAAUGGUACAGUCGGGAGGGAUCGGUGGUAAUGAAUAUGGAUUAGGAUCCACAAACGAAGCUCUCCAACUCCGUAUGGAGCUACGCGAACGCGACGAACGAAUCCGUCAACUCACCACCGCCCUAGAAUCUGGUAGCAGUCAUGGAGCAAUGGAUGGAAGAGUCAGAGAACUGGAAGACACUAUAAUGAGACUUCAAGACCUUCUAACAACAAAAGAGGCUCAAUCAAUGAUGGCAUCACAAGAUCCAUCAGGACGGCAAGCUAUAGAGAACGCAUUACGACGAAUUGAUGAAAAGCAGGCGAGAAUCGUGGAGUUGGAAGAUGAGCUAAUGAGACAGCGAAUGGGAAGAAGUAAUCAGCCGAGAGAUUUCACUGAUAAGAAUUUAAGUGGACAUGAGAUGAGCACAAUGAGGAUGAAAAUGGAUCGAAGUGAAGUUGAGCUGGCUGAGAAGAAGCAAGAGCUCAUGGGAUGCCAGAGUAGGAUGCAGACUGCUGAACAGACGGCUAACGAGAUGAAGAGUCACCUUCAAGUGCUCAAAGAUCAAUUGACGAAUCGAGAACAACAUAAUACUUUGUUACAAGGCGAUGUUGAUGCAUUACGACAGAAAUUGGACUCGAAGAAUAAGCAAUUAGAGCAGAAAGAUGAGAGAAUAGCGGUGCUGGAAAGAGAUCUGUCGAGUGCCAAGGCCGAUGUAUCGGAUAAAACGGAAUUGAUCAGGCAGACCGAGAUUAAGGCGGGGAUUAGUGGGAUUCCGAACGGAUAUCUCUGUCCGGCAACUCCUCUCGGUGAUUCUCAAUGGUCCCUCUCAACUGUGUCAUCUCGUUUUGAUACGUCUUCUGUUGCUCCAAAUGCUCUUUCUCAGAAUUCCUUCUUAGCUGAUCGAUAUGCUCUUGUAGCCUUAUACGUUCUCUCUCCCCUUGCUCAAUUCUCUCGGUCAUUUCUUUCUCCUUUUGAACGUCUGGAUGAGAUAGAAGGCGGAUUUUCGCGCGGUCCAGGUCUUGUUCCUUCUCGCGGACCGUGUUUUCAAGACUGUCGAUUCGUCCGAUUAGUUGGGAGGUCUGCAAAAAAAUCGGUUAUUAAGAUCUGGUUUGUUUUUAAAGCGUCUAAACUUAUCUUGAAAUUUUGA
Molecule: messenger RNA, 1389 nt
Organism: Caenorhabditis briggsae
Lineage: Eukaryota; Metazoa; Nematoda; Chromadorea; Rhabditida; Rhabditidae
Exons: 4
Coding region: 1-1389 (462 amino acids)
Biological process (GO): maintenance of presynaptic active zone structure; regulation of synaptic plasticity; neuromuscular synaptic transmission
Cellular component (GO): cytoskeleton of presynaptic active zone
Molecular function (GO): structural constituent of presynaptic active zone
Source: RefSeq, a predicted model, not a curated record